Leptosia nina is the source of this 1224-nucleotide messenger RNA. NCBI's taxonomy places the organism in Eukaryota, Metazoa, Arthropoda, Insecta, Lepidoptera, Pieridae. The record is from the annotation of a GenBank genome assembly.
AUGUCUCCAAUUACUCAGGCUAUGAUUGAUCAAAUCGUCAAAGAAUGUUUACAAUCAUUUCAGUCCUUACCUAAAACGGGGAAGCCUCUUAAUUGCGAAUGGACUGUUCUGACUUGUAUAAUCCAACGAAACACAGAAAGUGGAAAAUACAGAGUGGUAUCAAUCGGUACUGGAUCAAAAUGCAUUGGAGCCACAAAAAUGUGUCCCGCGGGUUAUAUUUUAAAUGAUAGUCACGCAGAAGUAAUGGCUCGUCGAGGGUUUCUCCUAUAUUUGUAUCAAAAUAUUGAAUUGUGCUUGGAUAAUAAAAAUUCCAUAUUUCAAUUGGUUGACUCAAAGUGUAAAUUAAAGGAAAACAUUGAAUUUAUUUUCUAUUGCUCUCAACUACCCUGUGGAGACGCAUCUAUUGUUUGUAAAGAUGAGGUUAGUGAUGAAAUUGGUGAUAUCAUUCCAUCUAUGAAGAGGUCAAUUCAAGAUACUGGAAAUGAAUGUGAGGAGAAGAGAUCUAGAUUAGACAUACACAGGACAGGUGCAAAAUGCCUACAAGACUCGAUUCAGGAUCUUAAGUUACCUGGUGCAGAAUACCAUAUUUUAGGACAAGUAAGAACAAAACCAGGCAGAGGGGACAGAACAUUAUCUGUGUCAUGUAGUGAUAAAAUAGCUCGUUGGAUCCAUUUAGGUAUUCAAGGAAGCUUAAUUUCACUUUUAAUGGAUGAACCAAUUGUCCUAAACCAUUAUAUAUUUGGAAAUGGUGUACCUUAUUCAGUGGACAGCCUUAAGAGGGCAUUGUGUAUGAGGAAUUUAAAAAUUAUAGAAUCUAUAUCCAAUGUACAUUUUUAUCAGAGCACAAUCACUUUUCCAUAUAUCAAAACAGAAGAAUGCUUAAGGCCUGCACCAUGCAGUAUUGUUUAUAUAGAUAUACAUAGUGGGACUUCCGAAGUUGCCGUGCAAGGAAAAAAGCUUGGAGUGACCAAAAAGCAAAAACAAUCAUUGUGUAUUUACUUAUGCAUAUGUAAAUAUAAUUUAUAUAAAAGGUUUCAAGAAAUUUUGGUGAAGAAUAAAACGUGGUGUGAAGAAAUAUGUGGAUCAACUUCAUUGCAAAAUAUUUGUUAUAAUGAAAUGAAACAAAAAUCAGUAAAAUAUAAUAAUAAAUGGAAAGAAAUCAAACAUUCGUUCUUUCAAAGGUGGACUGUUAAACCAGAUAUAUUUGCUUUUAAAGUAUCUUAG